CUUUAAUAAGAGGGUUUGAAAUAUUACAAUUCAACUCUUAAGUGUAUUUCUUCAAUGAACUCGUCGAAAAGAAGCUAGGAAAACACCACUUUGGGGCGUUAAGAAUACGUUUAGCGUACUGAUAUAUCGGUAUACAUGCCAUAUCAAACGUCUUUCACAUUCAUACUAUUUUACAGCAAAACAUCACUUACACGUAUAAUAAAUACUGCCAUACACAUAUUCAGUGAAGUAGCCCUAUUUGAAAAUAUAUUUUUUUGUACUUGGCUUGGAACACUGCGUGUGGUGCGUUUGGGUGUCACCGGACUUUGCACCUGUCUCGCGUUUCCUCGAAAAGUGUCGAAGGUUAUGGAUCGGGAGGAUCUUGCUAGGAAGAAUAGCAUCGAUGAUUUGACGAAGAAAGCGCUGCAAGAAUAUGAGCGCCUGCAAAAGAAGCACCAGGCAGCAAGCAUGGAGUGUAAGGCCAUGCAGGAAGAAAGAGAUGAGGCUAUGAAAAGGCUCCAGGAAUUCCAUCAAGUUGCCAGGCUGGUGAUCGAAGAGGUGGCUGCCAUUCAGGAGAAGCUGGCGAUUGAGAGAACGUGCAGAGAAAGCGCCGAAGCCCUGGCCUCCAAGUUGAAUCGCCAGAAGCAAUCUCUGAAACGGAAGAGUGUGAUGCUGCUGUCUCAGGUCAGUCCGCAGACCAUCACAGACAUCAGCCUUCACCAUGACGAUGACGAGGAAGAUGACGAUGAAGAGGAAGAAGAUGAACAGUGCCAGACCAAAAUCUCAGAGCUGCAAAGUGCCCUGUUGACACUGAGGAAGAAAGAUGAGGUACAAAGCUAUGACAUCACAACGCUGAGGGAACAACUGGAGGAAAGCACACAACAACUGCUGAAAGAGAAACUUGACAAGACUCUCGUCAUUGCUGAGACGGAGCGGCUAACGAAGCUGCUAGCAAAAUACAACACAGUGUCUGAGGUCGCUGUGGAGGAAUACAAAGCCAUACAGGACACGUUGACGCUUGAGCAGGACCUGCGAGAGAAAGCAGAGAAGUUUGCCAGAGCCAUGGUCGUCGAGCAAACGGCGCUAAAGAGACAGAGCCAGAUUCUGAUGGAGACGUCCUCGCCAGACCGAGCUCUCCAGGAAGCACUCAGCCAGGUCAGCAUGCUGAGCAGAGAUUUGGAAGCACAGAGGCUGGAGCACCACGAGCAGAUCAAGCGGCUGGAGGACAGACUGAGGAGCAGCCAACCCGAAAAGGAGCUGACAGCCCUGAGGUGGAAACUCCAGCUGGUUGAGGAGGAGAAGCGCCAGUGCAGCGACACGUGCUCCAAGGCCCAGGCAGAGGUCCAGCAUCUGAGCUCGACAGUUGAACAACUUGAGAAAAAACUGCAAGCAGCGACCAAGCCGCCGCUGCCUCCUGCCCCUCCUCCUCCUCCGCCUCCUCCACCUCCUCCUCCAGCCUCAGCAGCCUCCAACCCACUCAGCUCCCUGCUGUCCUUGUUGGCACGCAGACAAAUGACAAGCAGCCAUGUUGGCCAGACGCCAUCUUCAACACUUGACGCGGCUGUCAGGCAGCAAGCGGUACAGGAGAUGAUGGACAGGAUCAAGAACGGAGUUCAGCUUCGGCCUGUCAGCCAAAGACCUCCUAACAAGAGACAGGCUCCGCCUCCUCCUCGUCACCUGGAAAAAAUAGAAAGUAGAAAUAAGUCAAAUGCGAUGGAGAACACGCCCUCUCGUUCUGCCUUCCAGGAACUUAAAGCAAUUAUGGGUGAUUUGACCACAAGUGCGUCUUCAUCCACGAGCUGUGAUGAGGAGCUGCAGAAGAUCCUGCUCAGACGCUGCCGUGCGCUGAAGGCAACACCACAGUAGUAUCUCAUCUUGGGUCAUGUGACUCCACUGCUUUUGGCGAUGAGGUUAUGGCUAUGAGGUAUGUUCGUAUUUCACGCAGAGAUGGAAUCUACUUGAUCACGUUUGUGCUUCAAUCAGAAUAAACAUUUUUGCGUUUAACGUCUAUCCGUGUGGGAAAAGGUUCUCGAGCCAUUUCUAAAGCUUUGGGACUCCAGCCAACCACAGUGAGAGCCAAGGGGUCACAAAAGACCCCCAAAACACCAUGCAGGCCUUGCUUGCCUCGAUUAAGAUUGGUGUUCAUGACUCCAGACAAGGCAGGCUGUUGGUACUUAAUAUUCAUGACUAUAGGGUUGUUAUUCCAUGUCCAGAGGGCUCUAACAGUGUUUUAAAAAAGUGUAAUUGGAAGGUGGUAAACAGGUAUUCUAUGUCUUAUUGUCUCUUAUUAUGUCUACUACAUUGGGUAAUAGGAGUGUGUAGGUGACUAUAGGGUUGUUAUUUCAUGUCCAGAGGGCUCUAACAAUGUAAAAAAAGUGUAAUUAGAAGGUAAUAAACAGGUAUUCUAUGUCUUAUUGUCUCUUAUUAUGUCUACUAUAUUGGGUAAUAUGAGUGUGUAGGUGACUAUAGGGGUGUUAUUUCAUGUCUAGAGAGCUCUAAUGUUUAAAAUUGUAUUUAGAAGGCCAUGAAUUAGGUAUUUUAUGUCUUACUUUCACUUGUUAUGUCUACUAUAUUGGGUAGUAGGAGCGUGUAAGUGACUAUAGGGGUGUUAUUUCAUGUCUAGAGGGCUCUAAUAAUGUUUAAAAUUGUAUUUAGAAGGUCAUGAACAGGUAUUCUAUGUCUUAUUUUCUCUUAUUAUGUCUCCUAUAUUGGGUAGUAGGAGCGUGUAGGUGACUAUAGGGGUGUUAUUACAUGUCCAGAGGGCUCUAAUAAUGUUUAAAAUUGUAUUUAGAAGGUCAUGAACAGGUAUUCUAUGUCUUAUUUUCUCUUACUAUGUCUACUAUAUUGGGUAAUAGGAGCGUGUAAGUGACUAUAGGGGUGUUAUUUCAUGUCUAGAGGGCUCUAAUAAUGUUUAAAAUUGUAUUUAGAAGGUCAUGAACAGGUACUCUAUGUCUUAUUUUCUCUUAUUAUGUCUCCUAUAUUGGGUAAUAGGAGUGUGUAGGUUACUAUAGGGGUGUUAUUUCAUGUCUAGAGAGCUCUAAUCAUGUAAUGUAAUUGUAUUUAGAAGGUCAUGAACAGGUAUUUUAUGUCUUAUUUUCUCUUAUUAUGUCUACUAUAUUGGGUAAUAGGAGUGUGUAGGUUACUAUAGGGGUGUUAUUUCAUGUCUGGAGGGCUCUAAUAAUGUAAUGUAAUUGUAUUUAGAAGGUCAUGAACAGGUAUUCUAUGUCUUAUUUUCUCUUAUUGUGUGUGUUAUUUCACGUCUAGAGGACUAAUGGGUGGAUGUCCCACUUUGUUUGUUUGUCAUUUGUUUGAUUUCCCUUUU
Molecule: messenger RNA, 3301 nt
Organism: Doryrhamphus excisus (bluestripe pipefish)
Lineage: Eukaryota; Metazoa; Chordata; Actinopteri; Syngnathiformes; Syngnathidae
Source: RefSeq, a predicted model, not a curated record